Striga asiatica is the source of this 309-nucleotide messenger RNA. Lineage: Eukaryota; Viridiplantae; Streptophyta; Magnoliopsida; Lamiales; Orobanchaceae. The record is from the annotation of a GenBank genome assembly.
AUGGUUGUACGAGAGGUCGACCAGCGAGAGCCUCAGCUUGUCGAAAUCCGUCGGGAUAGAGCCCGUGAGCUCGUUUCUCGACAGGUUCAGCAUGUUCAACGAGGUCAUUCUCGAGAAACCGCUCGAUAUUUUUCCGGUCAGAACAUUCAAGGCGAGGUUCAAGUCGACCAGCUGGCUAAGCUCAGCACCCUGGGGUCGGAAUCGUAUAUUCCUCGACGUGUUAGAACAGUUGGGGAAAUUGAUACCAAGUACCAAAGACAGAAACUCAGGUUGGACCUCCCACUUAAAGUCGAGUUUAAUCUCACAUAA